CGCGUUUGUGUUGGAGGGGUCCUGUGCAUGGCCCGCCCCUUCAUGUAUUCCUGGCAUGGGGCUCUUUAGGCUUCAGCUUCUGCUAUGUUUGACCGCUUUGAGCAAUCGGUGUUUGCUGCUUGCCACAGAUUAUGGAGCCUCCUGUAACACCUCUCUGCAAGCUGUUUGUGGCGAUAAAUGUAUCCCUUUGACUUGGCUUUGUAAUGGAGAACAAGAAUGUCCUGAUGGCUCAGAUGAGCAAUGUGAUGUGGAAUGUUGUGGUGACCCAAAUGCCUGGCAGUGCAGUGACGGAAAAUGUCUUCCUGCUUCCUGGCAUUGUGAUGGCAUCAAGGACUGCAUGGAUGGCUCAGACGAAAAUAAUUGUGUUUGUGCAGAGAAAAAGAUCAAAUGCCGGGAAAGUGAUCAGUGUAUUGAUCCAUCGAAAAUGUGUGAUCAGCAUAAAGACUGUGAAGAUGGCUCAGAUGAAGCAAACUGUCCCCUGAAUAGUUGCCUGGCUGGCCAGUGGCAAUGUAAGAACAAAGUAUGCAUCAUGGAAGACUGGAAGUGCAAUGGCAUUGACAACUGCGGGGACAACUCGGAUGAAAAGGUCUGCGCUACCUGUCCUGGAGGAAUGAUUAACUGUGAUAAGGGAAAAUGCAUUCUGGAAUCUCUAGUGUGUAACGGCAUGGAAGACUGUCUGGAUGGCACUGAUGAGCCCAGCACCUGUGGCAAAAAAUGUUCUGUGAAUAAUGGUGGAUGCAUGGAGAAGUGCAGCGAGAUGUCUUGGGGUGUGAAGUGUUCCUGUGGUCCUGGCUGGCAUCUGCAUGCUGAUGGUCAAAACUGUACAGACAUAGAUGAGUGUGCACUGGCAUUCAGUCCUUGCAGCCAGUUGUGCAAGAACACAGUUGGUUCUUUUACCUGUGAUUGUGUCCAAGGAUACCGGCUCUCCAGUGAAACUGUGUGUGAGGCCACAGCCGGUGCUCCAAAGAUACUACUAGCCGUUGAUCAUGAUCUUGCUCUCCUGGAUAUCAAAACUCUCCGGUUGAAGACCUUAGUCCCUACUGAGACAACAGUUGGCUCUGUUGCUUAUGACUUGUCAAGGAAAGCCUAUUACUGGGUUGAUGAAGGGAAAAGGUUGAAUAUCUAUGUGUCUGGAAAAGAUAAAAGAGUCCUCUAUCCAAAUGUCACUGGUGUCAACAGCAUAUCUGUAGACUGGAUUACUGGACAGCUGUAUUGGACCAGCAGCUCUCCUCAUGCCAUCUUUGCUGGGUUGAGUGAUGGCAGAGGGUACAUGAAGAUCCUAGAGAAGAAUAUAGUGCCUGAGCAGCUGAUUGUAUUCCCAGAAAACAGAUAUAUGUAUUGGGUGAAUUUUGAAAGAGGAGGAACAGUCGUCGAGGCUGCAGGGAUGGAUGGUUCUGAUCGGCACGUGCUUGCAGUCUUAAUGACGGAAGAGCCUGUGGGGUUGACUCUGGAUUACAUAACUAGUAGACUUUAUUGGAUCAGCAAGUACAAAGAGUCCAUAGAGACCAUAAAAACUGAUGGCACUGGCAGAUACACUUUUCCUGAGAUGCUAAUGAAAGACCAGAACCCACUGGGGCUGGCCGUGUUUGAGGACUGGUUCUUCUGGGCUGACAAAGGGCGCUUAAUCUAUGCAUCCCACACUUCUCCACGGGUCAGUGUGCUGCUGAAUCAUUCAGUCUCUGCAUUCACGGUGCUGCAUGAAUUACAGCAGCCUCAGAGUAAUACAGCGGCAUGUACUCCUGGAUUAUGCAGCCAUGUCUGCCUUCCAUCACCAGUUCAUCCCAAGGGAUACAAAUGUGCCUGCCCAGAGGGCUUUUUUCUCCUACCUUCUGAUGAAUGUGCAGAACUGAAUGUCUUGUAUUCAACUUCAAAUGAAAUUUACUCACUGCAAGUUCACCCAGAGAGAAUGAUGCCACCACAGCCUCAACUGAUGUUGAAAUGGCCAGAAAAUAUUGACUUCCAGGACAUGGACUGGAAAAGGGGAUUAAUGUACUGGACAACCGACAAGAGAGAACUGAUGCGCUUCGACAAAGAGACAAAGGCAAAACUCGUAAUUCCUACUGACUCAGCAGUAUGUGGAGCCACUGUUGAUAUACCUUCUGGAGACCUAUACUGGCUAACAUGUAGCAGAACUCAGAUCAAGGUUACUAGUUUUGCAGGCAUGAUCACGAAGAUCCUCUAUCAGGUGGCAACCAAGGGUCUUAUAAGCUACCUCUUCUUAGACUGGCAAAGAGCAUCCCUCUAUUGGCUGGAGAGCAGCAAGCCUCUUCAAAGGAUGGACCUGCAUGGCAGGGAUAUCAAAGAAGUGUGGAAUAAAACGUGGGCAGAAGAUACUUCAACAGCUUUGGACUUGGGCUCGUGCAGCUUCUUCUGGACUUCCAAAGAAAUGGAACUCAAAGUUUUGAAUCUCAUCACACACAGAACAUAUAAACUGAUGGACAGAUGGACCCCUGGGCUGGCAGCUGCUUAUGGACCAUACCUGGUGACAUUCAAUGAAACAGCACUUACGGUCUGGAAUAGAAGAUCAAUGGAGCCCUCUAUUGUUCAAGUUGCCAAUGUGCAUAAAGCAAUGGUGUUCUUUAACACAACUUUAAUUACUGAGCAACCUGUUUUUGCAGCCAAGCCCACCACUCUUGCAGCCAAGCCCAUCCUUCCUGAGACUAGGACCAUGGCCAAGACCACGGCUCCUGCGGCCAAGACCACUGCUCCUGCGGCCAAGACCACGGCUCCUGUAGCCAAGAUCACCACCCUUGUGGCCAAGACCACUCUUCCUGCAGCCAGAACUGUGGCCAAGACCACCCCUCCUGUGGCCAAGACCACCCAUCCUGUGGCCAAGACCACCCCUCCUGCGGCCAAGACCACCCCUCCUGCGGCCAAGACCACCCCUCCUGCGGCCAAGACCACCCCUCCUGUGGCCAAGACUACCCCUCCUGCGGCCAAGACCACCCUUUCUGUGGCCAGAACCAUGGCCAAGACCACGGCUCCUGCAGCCAAGACCACCAUUGUGUCAUCACCCACUACUAGUACCAUUAUCAAAGCAGCGCCACAGAGAGUAUCAACAAAAGCAGCCCCCCUUACUACCACUAAGCCUACUACAAAAGUGCUAACUCGUACAUAUACCACGAAGACUAUGAUCUCAACAACUAUAUUCUGUGGAUGGGCAGAAGCAGCUUGCCGAAAUGGGAAAGAAUGUGUAUCUUUUGACUACAUCUGUGAUGGGGAGGAUGACUGUUCAGAUGGGUCAGAUGAGGAUGGCUGUCCUGAAUUCUGUAGUAAUCCAGGAAUCUUCAAAUGUGGGAGUGGUGACAAAUGUAUAAACGAAAGAUACCACUGUGAUGGGGUAUCGCAUUGUCCUGAUGGCUCCGAUGAAUCAGAUUGCUGGGUGCCCACAUCGGAUUGUGCUCUGCGGUGUGAUAGCAGCUCGCGGUGCGUGCCUGAAAGUUGGAUAUGUGAUGGGACCCCUGACUGUGCUGACGAUUCAGAUGAACGUGACUGUGUUCAUGCAGAGUGUACCGAUCAGGAUUUCCAGUGUAAGAGUGGACAAUGCAUUUCUUACUCUCUGCACUGUGAUGGAGACCAUGACUGCAAAGACCACUCGGAUGAAGCUGACUGUCCCCUCCCGCAAAUACACCUGUGCCCUUCGGAUGAAGCCAAGUGCCCUAGAAGUGGCGAGUGUAUCCUAAAGGAGUGGCUUUGUGAUGGGGAUGUGGACUGCAGAGAUGAAUCUGAUGAACAGGACUGCAAGUUGCUGAAGCAAGAAUGUAGUGCCAACCAGUGGCGAUGCAACAGUUUAAUAGAGUGUAUCCCUGGCCUUUGGCACUGUGAUGGACAGCCAGAUUGCAGAGACAAGAGUGACGAGUUUAACUGCAGGAACAGGAAGUGCCAGGGCUCUGAAUUCCAGUGUGGUGAAAUCUGUAUAAGUCACACACUAGUCUGCGAUGGGAAAUCUGACUGCCCAGGUGGACUGGAUGAAGGCGGCAUGUGUGCUGCAAAAUGCCAAAAGCGAUGCUCACAGAUCUGCUACCAGUCUCCCACUGGGUCUAAAUGUGCUUGCCACGAGGGGUUCAGGUUAAGAAGUGACAGGCGCUCCUGCAAAGAUAUCAAUGAAUGUAAAGAACUGGAAGAAGAGAAGUGCAGCCAGACCUGUAUCAAUACCAUUGGUGGCUACCAUUGCACUUGUCAUCCCGGCUACUUGUUGGAACCAGAUGGCCACACAUGCAAAGUGAUUGGCUCUGAGCCAAUGCUGCUAGUUGCCAUUCAGUAUGACCUGAUCCUGUAUGGAUUAAGGAACAUGAAAGAGAAUGUCAUAUUGACAGCUGACAAGAACUUUAUUAUCUUCUCCAUUGACUAUGAUUUGGUGGAGCAGAAGAUUUUCUGGAUGGACCUUAAUGCAGAAAGCAUUAAAUGGAUGAACACAAAAUCCAAGCAAAGGGGGACUCUAGUAAAAGGAAUCAAAUCUGACAGCAUAGCAGUGGACUGGAUAGGUCGGAAUCUUUACUGGACUGAUGGGACAGCAGGGCAGAUCUUGGCCACGCAACUAAAUGGUACCUGGAAGGGGAAUCCGGAACACACUGUGGUUCUUGAUUACCUUGAUCAGCCACGUUCACUGGCUCUACAUCCACUAGAUGGUUUGAUGUACUGGUGUGAAAUUGGGAGUGAUUCCAAAAUACAACAAGCUGGGAUGGAUGGAAGCAGCAGAGAAAUACUAAUUGAUGGAGGACUUGGCUGGCCCACUGGCAUCACCCUUGACUUCUUGAGUUGGAGAAUCUUCUGGUCUGAUGACAAAUUUCAUUGCAUUGGAUCAGCCUUUUUGGAUGGCACUGGCGUGAAGGUCUUUGAUUUACCUGAGAUCCGUAGUCCUUUCUCACUGACUGUCUUUGAAGAUGACAUUUAUUGGUCAGACAUGAUAACCAGGAGAGUACAGAAAAUAGACAAAAGAACGGGCAAAAACAGAACAGUCAUUAUCAAGCGCCAUGGGCAGCCAUAUGGGCUAAAGGUUAUACAUGAAGUCCUCCAGCCAGCAGCCAUCAAUCCUUGUGUAGAUGCCAGCUGUUCACACUUGUGCCUCUUGAAUCCAAACAAGCAAGCAAGUUGCCACUGUCCGAUUGGACUUGUGCUUUCAGGUGAUGGAAAGACCUGCAUUCCUCUAAAGGAGUCAGCAUACUUGUUGCUGGUUGCACAAGCCAAUAUUACUCAGGUCUACCUUAAGAAAUUGCCCUCUGUAAUGGGGCAGAUAGGUCUACCUGAUCACAACUCUCUUCCCUUGAUCAACAUCACACGCAUGAGAGCCAUGGACUACUCUGUACGCGAUGCAGCUCUUUUCUUCUCAGAGUCUGCGAGUGGCUUUAUAAAAGUCUUGGCUAUUAAGGAUGCUGGGAGAAAUUCCUUGAAGACAAUCCUGCCUGUUGGGGGCACUGUGAUAUCUCUAGCCUUAGACUGGAUCAGUGGCAACAUCUAUUGGAUUGACAACACCCGCCCCGCCAUCCACGUAGCAACAUCAGAUGGCAGAUAUGUACAUAUGGUGAUUGGUGAAGGGCUUUCCCAGCCAACCUCUGUGGUGCUGCAUCCCCCAUCUGCAGUGAUGUGCUUUGCUGACUUGGGUACAGAGCACGGUAUGCCUGGACCCAUGAUUGAAUGUGCUUCUAUGGAUGGAAGUGGAAGGAGAGUCCUCUGGAAGAGAGCCCAGACUCCUGUUGGCUUGACAAUACUGGACGAGGGAGUCCGGCUGUACUGGGCAGACGAAACAAAAGGUACUAUAGAAAGCAUUCGUAUGGAUGGAUCCCAAUACAGCCUCCUUCGGAGACGCCUGCACGGUCUUACACUCUUCACAGUACGGGAAGGAAUCAUCAUUUGGACAACAGUCGCACACAACAGUGCAACAAGGGUGUGGCACAGUAAACUGGACUCUGAAGAAAGCUGGUGGUUUCAAGUUAACCAAAAACUUGUGGAUAUAAAGAUUUACAGCAAGUUAAGCCAGCAAGGUAAAAAUGGCUGCUCAGAGAAGAAUGGAGGAUGCAGUCAUAUCUGUUUGCCAGUUCCACAAGGGAGAAGAUGCAGGUGCACCACUGGGUACAUCCUAGAACAUGGCACUUCUUGCACCAAAACCUUCAAAUGCCCAGGCUGGCUUCAUCUCUGCAAGUCCAGCAGCAAAUGUAUUGCAAAGGCCCAAAUCUGUGAUCGUAAUGUUGAUUGCCCUGAUGGCUCUGAUGAAACAGAUUGCAACUACAUUGUCAAGAAGGAACCCCUGACCACAACCUUAUCCUGGGCGACAGUGUUGCAAACCAACAAGUUUAUUGGCAAUAGAAGAACAUUGGCACCUACCAAAACUACCGUCACUCAGAAACCUAUCACUAGAAAGGUGUACAUACAACCAAAAGUGACAAAACAAAAAAGUACCACUACAACACGUGCUAUUAUGACAAUAACGCAUGCGUUCCAUCCAAGUAAAGCACGCAAGACCACAUCAUUGACAACACAGAAAUGGAAAAGUCCUUCUCUGGUGCAGGGAAACAUGCAGAGCGAUCUAGAGCCUUGCAACAGUGAGACCUGCAAUAUGAGGGGAGACUGCAUUGUGGAAGGCAACGGGGCGAAGUGUAACUGCAUGUUGGGGUACAGCGGAGACUACUGUGAGGAAGAGGAAAGGAGGCAUACAGCUGGCUCUGUUGUUUUGGCCAUUUUUGCUGUCUUGCUGCUUGCAAUGGCUGCAGCAGGGGUCUAUAUCUACUUGAGAAGGCAACGAAUCCGCCAAAGGACUUCAAGUACAGGAUCUUGUAGAAGACUGACCAGUUACCAAAAGGAUAAUGAACCAGAGGGAGAUAACUUCGUCGAAGAUGAAACCUGUAUUAAUGCAGCAUAUAAUCCAGAGCAGGAACUAUCACCUCCUCUGAAGACAAUCCCAGGCACAGAUUUGUAAAAUAACUUAAUAAAUUAUUAAUUGCGUA
Anolis carolinensis (green anole) is the source of this 6941-nucleotide messenger RNA. Its product is annotated as low-density lipoprotein receptor-related protein 1B. The transcript has 33 exons. Gene Ontology annotation, biological process: receptor-mediated endocytosis. The record is from RefSeq and is a predicted model, not a curated record. Gene Ontology annotation, cellular component: apical plasma membrane; signaling receptor complex; plasma membrane. Gene Ontology annotation, molecular function: hormone binding; calcium ion binding; protein binding. Bases 56 to 6913 code for a protein of 2285 amino acids. Lineage: Eukaryota; Metazoa; Chordata; Lepidosauria; Squamata; Anolidae.